AAUAUGUAUCGCACAGCACAGCUCAGCUCCUCCUUUGUCGUUUCUUCCUCCUCAGUCACUUUUCUUCUCCAAUUCAGGUCAACCUCGAAUCCCUAACUCUCUCUCUCUUUCCCUAUCCCUAUCGUACGAUUCACCUUCUCUCUCUCUCUCUCUCUCUCUCUCUCCAACUACUUUUCCCUCCAAUUUUACUUCAACUCGCAUCCAUGGUUUCGUUGAUUUUGAUGUUUUCUCGCUUUUCGGGAUUCUGAUCAUAGGUUAACUGUUAACCGUAUUUGGUAACUUCCAAUAUGUCAAGUGGAUCAGUCAGACGGGUUUCCCGCCAAGAUAUUCAGCUGGUGCAAAAUCUCAUAGAACGAUGCCUACAACUAUAUAUGAGCCAGAAAGAAGUUGUGGAAACACUACUGGAUCAAGCAAAAAUAGAGCCUGGUUUCACCGAACUAGUUUGGCAAAAGCUUGAAGAAGAAAACCAAGAGUUCUUCAAGGCAUAUCAUGCAAGAUUGAUGUUGAAGCAGCAAAUAAUGCAAUUCAACAGGUUGCUGGAACAACAAGUGCAAUUAAUGCACUUACACCCAACUGCAGUUGCAUCACUAUCUACCUCUAAUGGGUCACAUAUCCCUACAGUUUCAUCACUACCUAACUCUAAUGGGUCACAUAUCCCUGCAAUACCUGACAAUCCAGUGUGCUACGCUGCUGUGCAAACCCGAGCAGGUUUGAAGCCAGAAAAUAUGCAACAUCCUGUUGAUUCCAGUUUAUCUAAUGUGUUUAAUAAUGGUGGGUCAUCACUCCAUACAAGUAUGCAUGCUGCGGUUGAUAUGUCUGCUCAUGGCAACAGGAUUAAUGGCCCUCCGAGCAUGCUUUCUGGUCAAAGCUCAAACAUGGGUCUGAUACAAGGAAUCAAUGGGGGGAUGAUCAAAUCAGAACCUGGAUAUUCAGGUUGUUCUCCUUAUAUGUUUGGUACUGAUGGAAAUGUCCUGGAGGCUCGCCAGACUAUCGGUGAUGCUUCGGUUACAUCAUUCACCAAUGUGGAGUCCAACUCACAUUCACUGAAUGAGGCAGUCCUUGAUCCAGACACUUCUUCAUUUGGAUUUUUGGGGCAGAUUCCUAGAAAUUUUAGCCUUUCAGAUCUAACUGCUGAUUUUUCUCAGAGUUCUGAUAUACUGGAGAGCUAUUCUAGGUCACCCUUCAUGGAUACUGGUAACGAGAACUUCCUUGAAAGAGAACAAGACAAUAAUAGGCUGGACUCCAUAUCAGAAGGCUUAAGUUAUGAAGACUUUGGGAGUGAAUAGUUGAUACUCGCUAUUUAGUCGUCAGCAUCUUUGAGGUUGAACAAAAUGCUUAGAGUGGUGUUGUACAGAAAAAUUUAGAGGUUAAAAUUUAAACUUCCGGGUCACAUACUUUGGUGUGCAUAAAGUUCACUCUCCUCGUUCUGCCGUGAGGGGAUAUGAAAUUUGGAAUACUUGCAUGGAAGGGAAAAGGAUGGUGCAAAUAAAUAACUUUUUUUUUUUUUUUUUCGUUUUUGCUUGUAUUUGCCCUUUGGUAUUUGCUUUGCAGAAUGAUUUUAUUCUACAUUGUGUUGAUAGUUGAUACUAGAAUUGCAU
This is a messenger RNA of Gastrolobium bilobum, 1598 nucleotides long. RefSeq lists its product as uncharacterized. The coding region runs from base 288 to 1286 and encodes 332 amino acids. Lineage: Eukaryota; Viridiplantae; Streptophyta; Magnoliopsida; Fabales; Fabaceae. The transcript is spliced from 8 exons. The record is from RefSeq and is a predicted model, not a curated record.